AUGAAGCUGAACCAUGUUUCUCUGGUAUCGUCGUGUUCUCGCAUCAAGACCGCGCCUCUGCAUCCACGGCUAGGCAACGCUGUCAGAUGCUUUCACUCCUCAACACGCUGCUCCACUUCGAGGGACUAUUACCAGGACCUUGAGGUAUCACCGGACGCGACGAAGGUGGAGAUCAAGGCUAAGUUCUAUGAGCUGAGCAAGAAGUAUCACCCUGACGUGGCAAAGGAUGACAAGUCGCGAGACAAGUUUGUUUUGGUGAAUCAGGCGUACGGGGAGCUGAUGAACGACGCGAAGAGGUGUGCUGUCUUUGUCCUGUGUCCAUUCCUCUCCACCCUUCUUUCUUUCUCUGUUCUAUCAGAGUUCGACAGCAGACUACGCGCCCGACAAUCACACAGCCAGCCCGAACCCUCCUUCGUACGCACACGAUCCACGUCCUUCUCCAACCGCUGGCGCACGACCCCUCCUCCCUCACAAGGCCCUCGGUACCCGUACACGCCCCCGUACGCGCGCGCACAGCAGGCGUACGAGCAGCGUCAACGCCAACAACAGCACGACGGCACGCACACUGGCCAUGGCCAUGGCCACGACCCACACCCGGGACAGGGGCAGCAGCAGCACCACAGACCACACGACCACGUCUUCGAGACGCACCGGAUGCACAAGUACCAGUACUACCGCCCGCCGCCGGGACAGACAACAGCGGGAAGCUACACCUGGUCGGCACACGACCCGUUCUCGAGCCCGUGGGUGCAGCGCGCGACGGGGAAGCGCGCCGCCGGAGCUGAAAGUGGAAGUGCAAGUGGAAGUGGAAGUCACGGUGGGGCGAGCGGUGCCAGCGGUGACGUGCCCCCCGGCCCUGGGUCAGGUAGACCGUACGGGCACAAUCCGUACGCGAACGACCCACCAGGCGGCGGUGGGACUGGUGCCACACCCAGGGGAUCGAGCGCACGAGCACAGCAGCAGUCGGCACACGACGCGGCCGCGCGCGCGAGCCCUUUUGGGCGGAUGGUCGUCGCGCUGGGUGCGGCUACGCUGAUUAUGGGGCUUGCGCAGUGGGGCGCGCAUGGCUGA
Molecule: messenger RNA, 1071 nt
Organism: Coniophora puteana RWD-64-598 SS2
Lineage: Eukaryota; Fungi; Basidiomycota; Agaricomycetes; Boletales; Coniophoraceae
Product: DnaJ-domain-containing protein
Exons: 4
Coding region: 1-1071 (356 amino acids)
Source: RefSeq, a predicted model, not a curated record